UUCUUACUCGUGUCGUUAACUGUUGUUCGCUAUUUUUCUAUGAAACAGUCGUAAUGAAUACAGUACCGCGUUAGUACUCGUAACAGGUUACGCUAGUCCACGAAUGUGAUCGAUAUUUUCGUAAAGAAAAUGACGCGUACGAAUGAUAUUCUACAAGAGAGUUGAUGUUCAUAAUGGCCCUCGAUAUGAUAGAUCGGAAAUGGCAUGCGAAGGGUGGCAAAUUUAAUAAGUUUGUCAGAAAACGGAUACCGAUCGUUGGAUGGUUGCCAUCGUAUAAUUCCGAAAAGUUUUUAAAUGAUGCUAUCGCUGGUAUCACGGUCGGACUUACUGUUAUGCCGCAAGGACUUGCUUAUGCAACAUUAGCAGGCUUAGAACCACAGUAUGGUCUUUAUUCUGCAUUCAUGGGAGCAAUGGUGUACAUAAUAUUUGGUUCGUGUAAAGAUAUCACAAUUGGACCAACUGCGCUUAUGGCACUCAUGACUCAUGAGUAUGUUCAAGGUAGAAAUGCUGACUUUGCAAUAUUACUUGCAUUUUUGUGUGGUUGUUUGCAAUUACUGAUGGCCUUUCUCCGUUUAGGAGUACUUAUAGAUUUUAUAUCAAUACCAGUCACAGUUGGUUUUACCUCUGCCACAUCUGUUAUAAUUCUGGCUUCCCAGCUGAAAGGACUUUUGGGAUUAAAGAUCUCCUCUCAAGGAUUCUUAGAUACUUUAACAAAAGUGUUCAAAAAUAUCCAUAAAACUAGUUUAUGGGACAGUGGAAUGAGUUUCUCUUGCAUUGCUGUAUUAUUAAUGUUUAGGAAAAUGAAAGAUAUCAAGUUUGGCUGCAAUAAUGAAAAAUCAAAUAAAUAUCAUAGGAUAUUAACAAAGACAAUAUGGUUAAUAGCCACAGCACGAAAUGCUAUCAUUGUAAUUGUUUGUUCUGCUAUUGCAUAUAAGUUCAACUCCACUGAGUCUGGUUCUCCAUUCAUUCUCACUGGUCCAGUAAGAUCAGGUCUUCCACAUUUUGGUUUACCUCCUUUCUCCACUCAAGUUAAGAAUGAAACAUUAAGUUUCACUGAAAUGUGUUCAGAAUUGGGUGCAUCUAUAGCAUUGCUACCUAUAAUUGGGGUUCUUGGCAAUGUAGCAAUUGCAAAAGCAUUUGCUAAUGGUGAGAAAGUAGAUGCCACACAAGAACUAAUUACUUUAGGAAUUUGUAAUGUUGUUGGCUCUUGUGCAAGUGCAAUGCCAGUUACUGGCUCAUUCAGUAGGUCUGCUGUGAAUCAUGCAAGUGGAGUAAAAACACCAAUGGGUGGUUUGUACACAGGAAUAUUGAUACUGUUAGCUUUGAGCUUGUUAACACCGUAUUUCUACUUCAUACCAAAGGCUUCUCUGUCAGCAGUCAUUAUUUGUGCUGUAAUAUAUAUGAUUGAAUAUCAAGUUGUUAAACUCAUAUGGAAGACUAGCAAAAAGGAUUUGAUCCCAAUGUUUGUAACGUUCUUGUUCUGUCUCAUUAUUGGAGUAGAAUAUGGAAUAUUGUUGGGUGUAGGAACAAAUCUUAUAUUCUUAUUGUAUCCUUCUGCACGUCCUACAGUACAUGUUGAUAAGUGUACAAGCACUUCAGGAGCUGAAUAUCUGUUAGUGACACCAGGAAACAGUCUUUAUUUUCCUGCUGUUGAUUUCAUUAAAAAAUCAGUUGGCAAUGCUGGAAUAAAGCAGGGUUCAAGUCAAAUUCCAGUUGUUGUUGAUUGCAGAUACAUUUUGGGAGCAGAUUUUACAGCUGCUAAAGGAAUAGCAACAUUAAUAAAUGAGUUUAACAAUCGAAAGCAAGGGCUCUAUUUUUAUAAUCCACGAUCGGAAGUUAUUGCAGUUUUAAAAGGUGCAUGCGGAGAAGAGUUUCAACAUAUAUCUACCCAAGAGGAAUUAUCGUAUUUGUUAUCCACACAUCAAGAGAAAACAUCGCAACAACUGUUGGAAAUUGCACGCGAUAAGUCACACGUGCCUUUAAUGUUGAGCGGUCCUGAAGUCAUUCAUCGAAAUGGGCGUUCAUGCCAUGAACUUAGUGAAGUUACAACCACAUUGUUGCACGCUACAGCUAGUUAA
Messenger RNA from Dufourea novaeangliae, 2078 nucleotides. Its product is annotated as sodium-independent sulfate anion transporter-like. Gene Ontology annotation, molecular function: sulfate transmembrane transporter activity. The record is from RefSeq and is a predicted model, not a curated record. NCBI's taxonomy places the organism in Eukaryota, Metazoa, Arthropoda, Insecta, Hymenoptera, Halictidae. Gene Ontology annotation, cellular component: membrane. The transcript has 9 exons. Gene Ontology annotation, biological process: transmembrane transport. The coding region runs from base 165 to 2078 and encodes 637 amino acids.